Molecule: messenger RNA, 540 nt
Organism: Colletotrichum abscissum
Lineage: Eukaryota; Fungi; Ascomycota; Sordariomycetes; Glomerellales; Glomerellaceae
Product: guanine nucleotide-binding protein subunit gamma
Exons: 2
Coding region: 1-540 (179 amino acids)
Biological process (GO): G protein-coupled receptor signaling pathway
Cellular component (GO): heterotrimeric G-protein complex
Molecular function (GO): G-protein beta-subunit binding
Source: RefSeq, a predicted model, not a curated record
AUGCUCUCUCAUCAGGAACGCUCUUCUCACAACACCACCACCACCUCUCCUACCACCGCCGAAUCAUCUGCUGUAGCCACCACAGCCACUUCUCCCACCUCUCGCCAGCGGCAGGAUCAGGUCCAACAGCCUCGUUCCGACGACAAACAAUCACGACGACAACCCGCCGCCGCUGAACCCUCUGUCGCCGCCGCCGUCGCCUCAUCCUCCGCGACACCUUCUUCAUCAAAGUCUCCAGCCCCCCGAUCCGCGACAGCAAUGCCUCAAUACACCUCCCGCGAUGUCGGCGACCCGUCGCAGAUCAAGAAGAACAAGCAGUCGAUGGCCGACCUCAAGCUGAGACGAUUGACGGAACUCAACAACCGCCUGCGCGAGGAUCUCGAAAGGGAACGGAUUCCGGUCAGCAAUGCUUCUAAGAGCAUCAUUGCCUACUGCAACAGCACGAGGGACUACAUGGUUCCAUCGGUUUGGGGCGCUGUCCCCCGCGGCGAAGACCCCUACGCACCACAACAAAGCGGCGGAUGCUGCUUGGUGAUGUAA